UAACCCAUCCCAGGAUUCUGGAUGGGGCGGAUGUUCAGCCUGAUAUAGCAAUGGGAGACACAUUUACGGCCGCAGUUGUCAGUCACGAAGCCAGGCGGGAAGAGAGACAAAACCGGAAAAGCAAAGGAGACAAGGGAUCAACUCCAACACGGGUCGAAGAUUCUCACUGAAGGCGUGGGGCAGGGAUCAGAAAGAGCACAUAAGAGAUGAUGUUUGGGACCUGAGGAGAAAGAUAGACAUGAAAGUUUGGGGGAUUUUGCAUUAGCUGGAUAGAUGCUCUGAAGCUGAUAAUUGAAUGGGCUCCUGGGUACUACCUGAAGACUGAGGAUAAUGCAAACCCAUAAAGCUAAGUGCAUGUGAGCCAGUUAGAAUCAAUCUCCAAAGGAACGGUCUGAUGUUUGGUGGCUGGUUGUCACUGAAAAAGACACAGCAAGUGAGGGGAAUACACUGAUGUAAAGUGUGGUGCUGCAUUUUGCAAAGCUUUGGAUCACUAUUUACCAUGGGCAAUGCUGCAAUGUGUAGGGUGUGUGGUUCUAAUAAAGGCCUGCGGACUAUUGGAAGUGAUCCAUAUCUGGAGCGUUACUACAACUAUGAGACGGAUACUAUGUCGGACAGUAACACCAGCUUCCUGCGAGCAGCCCGGGCAGGCAACAUUGAAAAGGUGCUUGAGUUCCUCAAGAGCGGACAAGACAUUUCGACAUGCAACCAGAACGGACUCAAUGCGCUUCAUCUCGCAGCCAAAGAGGGUCACGUGGAGCUGGUGGAGGAGCUUCUGGAGAGAGGGGCGGCUGUGGACUCCUCAACCAAGAAAGGAAACACUGCACUGCACAUCGCUUGUCUUGCUGGGCAGAAAGAAGUUGCAAAGUUGUUGGUGAAAAAAACAGCAGAUGUGAACUCUCAAUCUCAGAAUGGCUUCACUCCGCUUUAUAUGGCUGCUCAAGAGAAUCACCUGGAUGUUGUGCGAUAUCUACUGGAGAACGGCGGAAACCAGAGCAUGGCCACAGAGGAUGGCUUCACUCCUCUGGCCAUUGCUCUCCAGCAGGGUCAUAAUCAGGUAGUUUCUCUGCUUCUUGAACACGACACGAAAGGGAAAGUCCGUCUGCCUGCACUCCACAUAGCUGCCCGCAAGGAUGACACCAAAUCUGCUGCUCUGCUGCUCCAGAAUGACCAUAACGCUGAUGUCCAGUCUAAGAUGAUGGUCAACAGGACUACAGAGAAUGGAAAGAGUGGCUUCACUCCUCUACAUAUUGCUGCUCAUUAUGGGAAUGUAAAUGUGGCCACGCUGCUGCUCAACAGAGGGGCUGCUGUAGACUUCACAGCCAGGAAUGGAAUUACCCCUCUUCACGUGGCCUCCAAACGAGGAAACACCAACAUGAUCGCUCUGCUGCUGGACAGGGGAUCUCAGAUUGAUGCCAAGACCAGGGAUGGACUGACACCUCUGCACUGUGCUGCCAGAAGUGGGCAUGAUAGCGCUGUGGAAAUACUGCUCGAAAAAGGAGCUCCAAUUCUGGCCCGAACCAAGAACGGUCUGUCCCCGCUGCACAUGUCUGCUCAGGGUGAUCACGUCGAGUGUGUGAAACACCUGCUGCAACACAAGGCACCGGUUGAUGAUGUCACAUUGGACUACCUGACCGCCCUUCAUGUGGCCGCACACUGUGGUCACUACAGAGUCACCAAAUUACUGCUGGACAAGAAAGCAAAUCCUAAUGCCAGAGCGCUGAACGGCUUCACUCCCCUACAUAUUGCCUGCAAGAAGAACAGAGUGAAAGUCAUGGAGCUGCUGGUUAAAUACGGCGCCUCAAUCCAGGCCAUCACCGAGUCUGGUCUGACUCCAAUCCAUGUUUCAGCAUUCAUGGGACAUCUCAAUAUCGUUCUCCUGCUGCUACAGAAUGGAGCCUCACCUGACGUCUGUAAUAUUCGUGGUGAGACAGCACUGCACAUGGCUGCACGAGCAGGACAGAUGGAGGUGGUGCGAUGUUUGCUAAGAAAUGGCGCUUUGGUGGAUGCCAUGGCCAGAGAGGAUCAGACACCUCUUCACAUUGCUUCUCGUCUGGGUCAGACAGAGAUUGUGCAGUUGUUAUUGCAGCACAUGGCUCACCCUGACGCCUCCACCACUAAUGGGUACACACCUCUGCACAUCUCGGCUCGUGAAGGGCAGGUGGAGACGGCUGCGGUGCUGCUGGAGGCUGGAGCAUCUCACUCGCUCGCCACAAAGAAAGGCUUCACUCCUCUACAUGUUGCUGCUAAGUAUGGAAGCCUGGAUGUGGCAAAACUCCUUCUACAGCGGAGAGCACUUCUUGAUGACGCUGGAAAGUACGGCCUCACCCCUCUUCAUGUAGCUGCUCACUAUGAUAACCAGCAGGUGGCGCUGAUGCUCUUGGAUAAAGGUGCCUCACCUCAUGCUACUGCUAAGAAUGGCUACACACCUCUCCAUAUUGCGGCGAAGAAGAACCAGACUCAGAUCGCCUCUGCGCUACUUCAGUAUGGUGCAGAGACCAAUGCACUGACAAAGCAGGGAGUGAGUCCUCUACACCUGGCAUCUCAGGAGGGACACACCGAGAUGGCAGCCCUACUGCUGGAGAGAGGAGCACACGUCAACGCUGCCACUAAGAGUGGCCUUACACCUCUUCAUCUCACUGCUCAAGAGGACAGAGUGCAAGCGGCUGAAAUACUGGCCAAACACGACGCAAACAUUGACCAGCAGACCAAAUUGGGCUACACUCCUCUUAUCGUGGCUUGCCACUAUGGAAAUGUCAAAAUGGUUAAUUUCCUUUUGCAAAAUGGCGCUAAUGUUAAUGGAAAAACAAAGAAUGGUUACACACCACUUCAUCAAGCUGCUCAACAGGGAAACACACACAUUGUCAAUGUCCUCCUGCAGCACGGAGCUAAGCCUAAUGCUGUUACCAUGAACGGAAACACUGCACUCUCUAUUGCGAAGCGUCUGGGGUACAUCUCAGUGGUGGACACUCUGAAAGUUGUUACUGAGGAAAUCAUCACAACCACAACUACGGUGACAGAGAAACACAAACUGAACGUUCCAGAGACAAUGACGGAAGUUCUGGAUGUUUCUGAUGAGGAGGCUCAACAUCAAACCGAGGAGGAGCUUUUUACUGAAGUCUAUAUGGAGAUUGAAGGGGAAGACACAAUGACAGGUGAUGGAGGAGAAUACCUGAGAGCAGAGGACCUGAGAGAGCUUGGGGACGAUUCUCUUCCUGGACAUUACCUGGAUGGCAUGAGCUACACUCAUAAUCUAGACCGGUCUCAUGAAACCCCCAGUCAUCUUGCUUACAGAGGUGAAGGAAUUCUGAUCGAAGACAUGAUCGCCAGCCACCAGAUUAACAAGGUGUCUGCAUUUCGAGAGCAUGAGAAGGACUCGUAUCGACUGAGCUGGGGUGCUGAACAUCUGGAUAAUGUGGUGCUAACCAGCACUCUUCUGCAGUCAGGCCAGUCUACCCCAUGCCUUGACCAUGACAACAGCAGCUUCCUGGUCAGUUUUAUGGUGGAUGCUCGUGGUGGAGCCAUGCGUGGCUGUCGUCACAAUGGACUACGCAUUAUUGUUCCACCUAGAAAGUGUUCAGCUCCUACACGAGUCACGUGUCGCCUGGUGAAGAGGCACAGACUGGCCUCUAUGCCCCCAAUGGUGGAAGGAGAGGGGCUUGCUGGCAAAAUCAUUGAAGUUGGUCCCACCGGAGCACAGUUUCUUGGUAAACUGCACCUCCCAACAGCCCCUCCUCCUCUAAAUGAGGGUGAAAGUCUUGUCAGCAGAAUUCUGCAGUUGGGUCCACCCGGCACCAAAUUCCUCGGGCCUGUAAUAGUGGAGAUCCCGCACUUCGCUGCAUUGCGUGGGACAGAGAGAGAGUUAGUGAUUCUGCGGAGUGAGACGGGAGAGAGCUGGAGGGAACAUCACUGUGAGCAUACAGAAGAAGAGCUCAAUCAGAUACUCAAUGGCAUGGAUGAGGAAUUGGACCCUCCUGAGGAGCUGGAGAAAAAGCGAAUCUGCCGCCUCAUCACACGGGAUUUCCCACAGUACUUUGCAGUGGUGUCGCGUAUUAAGCAGGACAGUCAUCUGAUUGGUCCAGAGGGAGGGGUGUUGAGCAGCACACUUGUUCCACAGGUCCAGGCUGUGUUCCCAGAGGGAGCACUCACUAAACGCAUACGUGUGGGGCUACAGGCCCAGCCAAUCGGUGAGGACCUGGUCAGAAAGAUCCUGGGUAACAAAGCUACAUUUAGUCCAAUUGUUACACUGGAGCCCAGAAGACGCAAGUUCCACAAGCCCAUCACCAUGACUAUUCCUGUCCCUAAAAGCCCAACCAGUGACGGGACCAACAGUACACCCACUCUACGACUGCUAUGUAGCAUUACUGGUGGGACGACUCCAGCACAGUGGGAGGACAUAACUGGAUCCACACCACUAACAUUCAUCAACCAGUGUGUUUCUUUUACCACCAAUGUGUCAGCAAGGUUUUGGCUAAUAGACUGCCGUCAGUGUCAGGAGUCUGUGAACUUUUCCAGUCAGUUGUAUCGUGAGAUCAUUUGUGUUCCUUAUAUGGCCAAGUUUGUUAUCUUCGCCAAGACAUUGGAUCCCAUCGAAGCCAGACUCCGCUGCUUCUGUAUGACUGAUGACAAGAUGGACAAGACUCUGGAGCAGCAGGAGAAUUUUACUGAGGUGGCCCGUAGUCGAGAUGUUGAGGUACUAGAGGGAAAGCCAAUCUUUGCAGACUGCUUCGGCAAUCUGGUCCCACUGACUAAAAGUGGACAGCACCACAUGUUUAGUUUUUAUGCCUUUAAGGAAAACCGUCUUUCUCUCUUUAUCAAAAUUCGCGACAGCACUCAAGAACCGUGUGGUAGAUUGUCUUUUACAAAAGAGCCAAGAACAUAUCGAACUCUUAAUCACAAUGCAAUAUGCAAUCUGAACAUCUGCCUACCUGUCUACUCAAAGGAUUCUGAUUCAGACCAAGAUGCAGAUGAGGAGAGUGAGAAGACACAUGAGAAAUAUUACGAUGGAUCUGAUUCAACAGAGCUUUCCAUGCUGCAAAUCAUACAUGAUCCUGCUACACUCGCAAGUCCAGAUCUGCUUUCAGAGGUGUCUGAUAUGAAGCAGGACUUGAUUAAAGUAUCAGUCCUUCUAACUUCUGAAAAGUCAUCCUCCUCUAAUACUGGAAAACGAUUAAACCAAGCUGCAGAUGAGGAAGUGGAUGAGCCAUUUGAAAUAGUUGAAAAAGUGAAAGAGGACUUGGAGAAGGUGGAGGUGAUCCUCCGGGAGGGAACAGUGGAUGAAAUUGGUGGAAUUGGAAGAUCUGUUACCAUUGAUGAUGAGGAGUGGGUGCUACUCAGUGAGCAGGAUGUUGAUGAAUUCAAAAGCAAAAACAUCACUGAAGUCCAAGAGACACUUGUUCAGGAAGUUCGAAUUAUAAGAGACACUUUGUCUAGCUCUUCCCCUAAGAGGGAUAUGACAGGGAUGGUUUCGUAUCUUAGCAAUGACUUAGAACAGUGCCUGCAGGAAAUGCCUGUGCCAUCUAGUCAUUCACAUGAUGUGGAUAUUGUUCAAGAAAGCUUUAAAGAGGUUGUUUUGGCCCGUGGUAAGCACCGUCCAGCAGAAAUAAAAAAGCCAGCAAGGAAAAAGCGCAAAGAGAGGGAGUUUGCAAGUGGCAGUUCAGAGGAUGACUUGGAAAGGAUGAGUAGGAGUCAGUCUGAGGAGUCUCUUGAUGAAGAUGCAAUUAUUGGUGGAUCUGAAUAUGUCUUUGGAUCUGUUCCUGUGUCUCCAAAGGUUGUAGAAACUCCCAUUGGUUCCAUUAAGGACAAGGUUAAGGCACUACAAAAGAAAGUUGAAGAAGAAAAGGUGACAGACAGUCAAAAGUGGAAUUCUCAAAAAGUAAGUAGUUCCCAGAGGACUUCCUAUAUUGCAGAGACUGAAAAAUCAUACCGGUAUCCUCCAAAAUCCCCAAAAUCUCCAAGAUCACAAACAGAAAGGCUUGAGGAAACCAUGUCAGUAAGAGAGCUAAUGAAGGCCUUUCAGACUGGCCAAGAUCCAUCAAAAAGUAAGUCUGGACUUUUUGAGCAUAAAGCAAUAACAACUGUUACCUCUGAAAGUUCUGAUAUGACGCAGGUUCCCACAGCAUUUGAUAACCAAAUGACAGUAACAACCCAACAUUUACAUGAAGGAAUAAUUACAACUGUAACAUCUGAAGCUUCAAGUUCUGAUGUUGUUCAAGUUCCUGUAGCAUAUGAUGCCCAAACAGCAAUCUCAACCCAACAUUUACAAGAAAAGUUUGCAGUAGAAAAUGAGAUUCUUCAAGAAUUGUCUACUGACCCAAACACUAUUCUACAUAAACCAGUGAUUGGUGAUGGCGAAUCACUUUCAACAACAACCGCUCAAAAUAAAGAUGAUCAAGCUGUAACUACCAAGACUAUUUUCAACUUAAAAGAAGAAAAAGAUUUAGAUGACCGGCUCACUAAGCUUAAAACUCACCAACAUGAAAAACCAUCUCAGGAACCAGGAAGAUUUGAGACUGAGAAACAUGUUUCUUCUGAGCUACUAGGAAACAAAGAAAUUGUGAUGCUACCCUCUGAAAAUCAAAGUUCUGAUGUGAUGCUUAUUGCUCCAACAUAUGAUGGCCAAAUGGCAGUAACAACCAAAAAUGAACAAGAAAGAGACCUUCCAACUGUACAUUCUGAAGCUACAAGUUCUGAUGUAAUACAGGUUCCUACAAAGUUUGAUCACCAAAUGAUAGUCUCAUCCCAACAUUUACAAGUAGUAAAAAGCAAGAUCCUUCAAGAACCAUCUAUUGACCCAAACACAGUCUCAUCCAAACAUUUACAAGUAGCAGAAAGCAAGAUCCUACAAGAACCAUCUAUUGACUCAAACACACUCUCAUCCCAACAUUUACAAGUAGCAGAAAGCAAGAUCCUACAAGAACCAUCUAUUGACCCAAACACAGUCUCAUCCCAACCUUUACAAGUAGCAGAAAGCAAGAUCCUUCAAGAACAAUCUAUUGACCCAAACACAGUCUCAUCCCAACAUUUACAAGUAGCAGAAAGCAAGAUCCUUCAAGAACCAUCUAUUGACCCAAACACAGUCACAUCCCAACAUUUACAAGUAGUAGAAGGCAAGAUCCUUCAAGAACCAUCUAUUGACCCAAACACAGUCGCAUCCCAACAUUUACAAGUAGUAGAAAGCAAGAUCCUUCAAGAACCAUCUAUUGACCCAAACACAGUUCAACUUAUGCCAGUGAUUGGUGAUGGGGACACACUUCCAACAACUAUAAGUAGUUCUUGGUCCAUUAAAAAUAAAGAUGAAGAAGUUGUAACUUCCAAAAUUGUCUUGAGCUUUGAAGAGGUACACUCUCCAGAGGACCUUCUACUAAAGCCUAGAACAAUUGACCAACAUGGAAAACCAUCUAAAAAAACAGGAAGUUUUGAGACUGAGGAACAACAAAUGACUCCUGAACUACUUAGAAAUGAACACAUGGGGUUGAAACCUGAGAAAAUGUAUUAUGAAGAUAACAUCUACCAGAACAGGAGAUUGUCUGUGGAACCUCAAAUCAGCCCAGACAGGAAACCAUCAGAGGACUUCAGUGCAGAUAUUAAGGCAGAACUUGAAGACAAUCCUGAAUACCUGCUCUUUAGGCGAACUUCAGGUGGAGCAAGUAAACGUCACAUGAUGUUUAGUGAUGCUCUUUCUAGUGAUGAUGAGCAGAUACAACAGAUGGCUGUGGAUCCAAGUAAUUCAAACAUAAUCACUGCAUUUGCUACUGCAAUGGUGCAAGGAGAACCUUUACUUCAAAGUGAAGUAGAUGAUAGAGCCUUGGAAGGAAGUCCAGAUGGUGACAAACAUGAAGCCUGGGCAGACUCUCCUGGUGGUAGCAUAGGCCUGAGAACUCCUCACUCAAGCUCAGGCGACAGUGAGAAACACGAGGGACUUGCUGAAACUCCUCAAAAAAGCCCUGAAAUCCUAGUUUUAUCUUCCAGUACAACUACUAAAGAAACAGAAGACCAAGGAAAUCAGGAGACAACUCACAAAACAAAAGUGUUAAUAUCACAUGAAAGAAGAGAAAUGGGUGAAGAUGACAAAUUAUAUUCAGUAACUUCCAUAAUAAGCGAAACAGAAUCAACAUCCCCUCAUGAUUUUGAAACUGAAUCUCCUUCUCUUUUCACAGAAACUGAGUUGCCCUCCAAUAAAGAUUCUAAAAUACGUUCUUCUUCUUCAUCCACCAGAACAGAGACAUUAUCUUUUGCUAAUACAAAUACAUUAAUUUAUGACACUAUUAAAGGUGUGAAAUGGGACAGUGAAGCAUCAGCACAUAAUAUGAAAAGUGAUUCAUCUUCUAGAGACAGUGUGAAGCUGAUAAAAACAGAUGUAAUCACAAAGUCUGAGAAAAUACUUGAACAAAGCCAAGAUACACCAGAUAGACCUUAUAGUUUAGAUGAUCUGCAGCCUGCAACCAUGAGUGACUUUAAAAUUGUCUGUCGAACAGACUCACUUGAGACUACUCCUAUCAGAGAAGAUGGGUCAUCCCAAAAAACCCCAGACUCUAUUGAGCCAAGCCCAACCAAAGAGUCCCCCUGUCAAGACUCUUUAGAAGGAAGUCCCACUGGGCAAGAAUCUGGACAGUUAAGUUUUACUGAAAAAGUCUUCUCAACAAAUCAGGCCUUUGUUUCUGACUCUAGGGAAAAUAUAGAUAUUGAAAUAGGUUCUGAACAAGACAUCCAGUUAGACAGUGAGUCAUCCCAAGAGUCCCAUGAGACUCAAGAUAUGCAGUGCCUUUCCAUCACCCUGGACCAAAGAGAAAAUUUACUUGAAAGUGAGGAUCUUCAUGACUUUGAUGUUUUACAAAGGCAAUUCACUCCAGAAGAAGAGAUGUUUAAGAUGGCUGCAAAGAUUAAAACAUUUGAUGAAAUGGAAAAGGAUGCAAAAGUUAAAAAGGUCAAAUUUGAUUUUGAACAACCAAAGGAAGAAAGGCCACCACAUUAUAGUUCACUAGACACAGUGUUAACCAAGGAAUCAGAAGACAAGUACUUGGAGAACCUGAAUGAAUCUGGCCUGUUGUAUUCUUCAUUGUCGGAUGAUGAUUAUUAUAGUCCUGAGUCCCAUAAGGUAUCAGGACAAACAAGUGAAGUUUUAGAGACACCAAACAAACAUGAGCAAAACCAUACCCAUUUGAAGACUGUUGAUUUGCAAGCAUGCACAGAUAUACCAUAUAUGCAAAAGCGAGUCGAUAACAAAGAAGAUUAUGACCAGUUACAUUCAGAGUACCAUAGUAAAACGACUGAUGAGACUAAAACUGAGAACGAGCUCAUAACUACACCAGUAGAGAGCAAAAUGGGAUUUGAGCCAGACACUGAUGCUGAUUCAGUGUCCCCUGUUGAGAGCACAACAUCUGAAAAAGUAAAUGAACCCAUUUCUCCCAUUGAUAUCGUAGGCGCGACUGCAGCAAAUGAUUUCCAGGAUGAAUCUCAGCUAUAUUUAUGUGAUUAUGAAGAGAAGCCAGGAGAAACCCCAGGAUCAAGUCCAAUAGACUUAGUUCCCUGGAGUGCUGGAGUAGAGGAUGAUGAGGCAUUUGAUGCACAAAUUGAAGAUGAGGAACAGAAAAUACUUGCCUUUAGUACAGACAGGCAGUCCCAUGGAACCACCCCUGACACAACUCCGGGACGGUCACCAACUGAAGAGGGGACACCAAAUCCUUUUCUCUUCCAAGAGGGAAAACUAUUUGAGAUGACCAGAGGUGGGGCCAUUGACAUGACUAAAAGGACAAUGGAGGAGGAAGAAGAAAGGUUAGCCUUUUUCCCAAUAAAUGAAGAUCCAAGUGAGGAAUUUGAACGAGUCAAUUUUAACAUUAGUGAGUCUGAUGAAUUUGCUUCAUUUGAGUUGCCUUCUAAUGAUUCUGUAAAUCAAAACACAAUUCCUGAGGAACUUGAAGCAAAGUCUGACAGCCUUAAUAAAACUGGAACCAAGAGUGUUCAACCAGAACAUCCAGAACCAAUAGAAUCUUCUAUACAAAAUAAACCAAGUAGCCCCACAGACAAUAAUGUCCAUGAAGACACACUGAUAUCAAAUGUUGAUACCACCACUUACACAGUUACACAAACAAUUCAUUCUGAGCAAGACUUGGAAUCCUCAGAUUCUUCAGUGGAAGAUGAACAUAUUUCUGUUGUUGAAAUGCCUAUAUCCACCCAAGUAUCUACAAUUUUUUCUAGUGCCUCAGUUCACACUGCACGUGAAGAUCAGUUUCAGACAUCAUCUUUAAUGUCCACUUCAUUCAAGGAUAUUGCAGCUGAAAUUGAAGACACAACAUCUAAACCAAAAAUAGCUGUGAAAGCAGCCAGCUUUGACCAAAUUUUAGAACCAGGAGACUCUAUUGAGCAGAACCUAAGGCCUAAAUCUGAAGCAGAUACUGGUGACUCAGAAUGGUCCAUGUCUGUUGCAGAAGAUCCGAUUAACAUAGACAGAAUCUACACCAUACCAAAGACUUCUUUCUCCCAAAUGCCUGUUUCACCAACAGAGACUCCUCCACCUUAUACUGUAUCCAGUCAACCUAAACUUCCUGCUGAAUUCAUUCAGAAUCUGGGCUCAAGUAACACCAAAUGUGAUGAAACUAAAAGAGACAAGUCCUCUACUGACUUAGGGAUAGAUAGUAAUUUGAAAGCAAUUCGACCUCCGUCUGUAGGCGAUGAUGUCUUUGAGGCAAGACCCAAUUGGGAGGAUUGUGUGGAGACACAGAUGCAGAGAAUCUCAGACAGCACUACCCCAGAACAAAGUAAAGUGGACUGGCAUGAAGAUGCAGAUAGAAAAGAAGAGACUUUGGCCAUCAUUGCAGACCUUUUAGGUUUUAGCUGGACAGAGCUGGCCAAAGAGUUGGAGUUUAAUGAAGAUGAGAUUCAGCAUGUGCGUGCUGAAAACCCAAAUUCACUGCAAGAGCAGUCUCAUGCCCUCUUACAGCGCUGGGUAGAAAGAGAAGGGAAGCAUGCAACUGAAGACACAUUGAUUAAAAGACUCACUAAAAUAAAUCGCAUGGACAUUGUUCAUCUUAUUGAGAUUCAAAUGCACAAGUCAAUUCAGGAACAAACAUCAAGAACAUAUGCAGAGAUUGAAAGGACCCUGGACCACAGUGAAGCACUCUCCUCAGUCCAAGAGGAUGUUGACAGUCUUCGGGUGGUGCGGAGAGUGGAGACCUCACAAAGGCAUCCUCCAGCUGUGUCAGAAGAAGACUUAUCUGUUGCCUCUCUCCUUGACAUUCCUUCAUGGGCUGAAACAAUGGGAAACACCCAUUCAGAGAGCAUUCAUGGGGAUCUUAUGGAGGAACUAGAGAUCAACCAGGACAGCUUUACUAAUCCAUGGAUGUUUCAUGAGAUCAAGACAGAAUCCGCAAAGGAAGUAGCAGAUGAAGAAGUUUCAACAGCAUCUGAGGAGGAAAAUCAGGCUCAGUUUGACCUUUCAGACCAUAAAAAUGCUUGUCUCCCUUCAUCACAAGUCAGUUCGAAAAGUCAGUCCGAGGACCACCAACAAUCAUCAAAGACAUCUCAAAAUGUCUUUGAUUUCAGCCAGGUAUCUAUUGCAAGAUUUUCAUCCAGUGAAAACUCAGUUUUGUCAACAGCUGAACCUGGACAAGCAGUACCUGACCUACUGCAACAUACUUCACCAGUGACACUAGAGGAAGAAACACAGCUCCAAGAACCAAUGUAUCAAGAUGAAAGUUCUGCUUGUGCUGAUCAAGUGUCACCUGUGUAUGAAAAAAGCGAUUUAGAAAGCAGUGAAAAAUCAUUAGAUGCACAACUCUUUAAAUCAAAUGGAUCUUCAGACACUAUGCAGUCCCUUUCAUGGCGCGAAAACAAACCAUCUGAAGCUGAUGAACUGACUCCUGAGAACAACCAAAUAAGCCAAAAUAUUAGUCCAUCAAUUUCCCCUGGUGCAGUUGUAAGGGAGGCUGAUGAAAUUCUCUCACGCAGCGAUGAAGUAAAUCCAGUGGUUUCAAGUGUGACUCCUGACCUCAUUAAGGGCUCUCCAGAAUCAGAUCAGGUAUUUUUUACUCCUGAUAAGUUUAGUGAUAUGAAUCCAGUGCCAUCAAUGCAAAGCCACAUAGCAGUAGAACAAAGUUUUGUUCAGUCCUGUUCUGAGGUUGACUCAGCAUCACUGGAGUCACCUAUCUAUAAUGACAACACAGUUUUAAUUCAAGAACAAUCGGAUACCAACACCUAUUCACAAGAACUUUCAGAGCCUGAUGUUGAUACUAGGAAAGAACAGCAAACUCUUGCUCAUGAACAGGAGCUAUAUCUGCAAAAAACAGAAGCCUUAGGAGACCAUUGUAAUGACACUGAAGAUAGAAAUUGUCCUGGUAAAGCAGAACCACAAUUGGAUUCAACCACUGAUCCUUUUAUAGAUGACUCUCAGGAUUUUAGGAAUGAACUGUUAUCCCAAUCUGAAACUGACCCAGACACAUGGAUCGAAAGAGGAACUGCACAGCUGAGGCAAACAUCUCCUUUCCGCUCUGACCUCAGUCAACAACCAGAAGCCUGUAUGCCUUGUCAACAUUUUGACAUCAGGGAAAAGUCUUUAGAACUUGAAACAGAAAGCAAUAAGCAAUCAGUUUCACAUGAAAUAAUGACAGCCAGAGGAUUAAAACGACCACAGUCUGAAUCAUUACUCUCUAGUGCAAGCCAGCAAAUAGAAAAAAAGCAUACUGAACGCUGUCUCUCUGAGUCGUCUGAACCCUUGGUACUCACUCUAAAGAUUAAUUUAGCACUUGAGAAAGCGGUUUCACAAGAGGAAAUACUAGCUUUACCGCUGUCUCAGGAUGGCAGUGACAAGGCUUUACCUCCCAAAGAGUUUAAACGUCAACUCUCAGACUCAGUUUCGUCUCGCGCAAAAUCACAGGAAAAACAUUCUGCCCGUUGUCUCUCUGGUUCUUCUGAAACGUUGAUGCUUGAUGAACUUAAGAAAACAUUUCAACCAGAACAGCCAUUAUCUGAUCAUACAGUCAACUCAGAGGUGAGUGUUUCAAAACUCACUGCAGAAUCCCAAGAAACAUUCACAGGGGAACAGCAAUCAGUGAUUGAAGAAACAUUAGUGGAGUCACCUAAAUCUCAGAUUGAUCUGAGUGAACAUGCACAGUUUUUCCAAUCUGAGACUGGCCCAGACAUGUGGAUUCAAAGGGAAACUGCACAGAUGAGUGAAACUUCUUCUUUGUGUAGCUCUGACCUCAGUCCACAAACACCAGAAACAGUCAUAAACUGUCAACAUUUCAGGGAGAAGUCUUCUGAACUUGAAUCAACGAGUGCUAUAAAGUCUGCUUCCAAGGGGGCAGUUGAAGCCAAAGGUUUAAGACGACCUCAGUCUGAAUCGUUCAUCUCUGGAGCAACCCAACAGUCAGAAGAAAAGCGUACAGACCGCUGUUUCUCUGAGUCCUCUCAACCCUUGGUACUCACACUGAACAUAGAUCCGGCACUUGAGAAAGUUGUUUCCCAGGAGGCCAUACUUGCUUUGCCACUGUCCCAAGAUGGCAACACCUUACCUUACCUAAAAGAUUCCGAACGACUACUGUCAGACUCAGUUAUGCAUGGUUCAAUAUCCCAAAAAAAGGAGGGAAAUAAUUCUGGACCUUGUCUUACUGACUCUUCUGAGGACUUAGUUUUCAACAUGAGUUCAUCACCUGAGAAAAUUAAGAAACCAGUUCAACCAAAACAACCAACAUCUGAUCAAACAGUCAACAACGAGGUGAGUGUUUUAUCAGUUACUGCAUCAACCCAAGACACAUUUAUUGGGGAACAACAAUCUGCAGUUAAAGAAACAUCACUGGACUCACCUAAAUUCCAGACUGAUCUGAGUGAAAAUUAUGAAUUAAAAGCCAGUGAGAUGCCAAAAGCUGACAAACCAAAGCUUGUUGGUGUAAUAAGCACUGAUCAACAACAUGAAGACUCAGAUCUUGAGAGUUUUUUUGAUUGCAAACAGACCAUCUCAGAUUAUUCUGAAGCAGAAGAUGAUGAACAUUGGAAAGGCACAAUGACACUUAAUGAUCAAUUCUUGACAUCAACCAUUCAUGAGCUACAACAAAACACGAAUGUCAGAAGUCCUUCAAGCCUUGUAGCACCCGACGAGAGCCCUCGUUGGUCAGUCCAGUCAUCAGAUAGCGAAGAUUUUGAGGACUCUCAGAUCAUCCAUGAGCCCAGCGAUGAGGGUGAAGUGAGAGACUUUUCAAGCAAGGCUAGUCUCAAAACUUCUGCACAAACUCCUCAAGAGCUUCCUCCUAGAGGAGGGGCUGAGUAUAAUGAUGAUGAUGAUCUAAGGAGGGAGAUUGAGGAUGCAUUAGGUGUGCUGUCGGAUAGCUCUGAUGAGGAUGUGCUGACCACCAGAAUAGUGCGAAGGAGAGUAAUUAUUCAGGGUGAUGAUGUUCCAGAUAUUUCUCCACAGUCAGUAACAGAAGAGCAAUACACAGAUGCUCAAGGCAACUUGGUUGUAAAGAAGGUGACCAGGAAGGUGAUUAGACGAUGUGUGUCCUCUGAUGGGGUGGAGACAGAGCAGUUGAGGGUGGAGGGCUCUGCUCAGCAGCCUGUCCAUGUGGCUCCAGGGGACAGUUACUCCAAAGUAAUGAAGAGGACAGUACUGAAGAGCGAAGGACAUGAAACAGAGGUGACUUUCCAUGAGAAAGACAGCAUUUCGGCUUCAAGGGGGGAGUCUGCCGCUGGUCAAGAAGUCAGACAGAUGGUCCAGACAACAGUGGUACAUGGAGAACAGUUGGAAAAGCAUGAGGGGAAUCCAUUCCUUGCCAGAGACUUGCCCUCUGCUCGGGAUGACUUCACCCAGGCUCUAAACUACUUUGGAGGUUUUAGGAAGGUGCAGAUCCCUCGAGUUGUAGAGCAGGAAAUACUGCAGCCUGAUGGAUCUGUGAUCAGGAGGACGAGGAUGCAGAAAUCUAGAACCCACAGGAGAUCAGCAGUGAGGGAUGCUGGGGGACAGAAGCGGGUGUGUGUGGAGCAGAUAGACGAUCGGUCUGAGCCCCAUGACAACCUACAGCAUCACCUCCAUCACCUCAUUCACCGUUACUGUGCCCAAAACGACUGAGAGGAGGAGAGGGAGGAAGUGUGAGUUUAUUAAAGGGUGCGAUGGUUUCCCACUUCAUUUUCCUCUCCCGACCUCCAUCGCUCCUCUCUUUGAGCCUGUCCUAACCACUCCUAUGCACCACGCUCAUGCAAUCCCAGAGUGCACUUCACUCCUGCCACUUCCAGUCUUCCUGUACAGUCAAACUGGACGUUUGCCCCGGUUUAAGACUAUUUUAUCGAUCCUAACUCUCCCACAAGUGUUGUUUCCGUCUUUCAUAGUGACCAAAGGGUAUUCUUGCCUUUCCUUUGCUUUUUAAAUCCCUCGGUUAUUUAAAUGAUGAACACCGAAAAUAAAUCACAAUAACCAAAAUGUUUUUAUUAAAAAAAUACAAAAAAAAUACUUUGAACAUUUAAGCUUGAACUAACAGAACCUGUACUGCACUGCCUAUCACGACUAUUGAAUAUCAUUGCAUUAUAUCGCCACAUCAUGCCACGCUCUUUUGAUCUCAACGGUUGAGAUGUUUGAAAACUUCUUGCCUUCUUUAUCAGCUGUUGGGGUAUCGUGUGUCUGUGUGUUCUGUCCAUGGAGAGUAUAUAAUAUGCAUUUUUAAAACGACAGUAGAUCACAUUAGUCACCUCUAAAAGGAUAUUAGCAGGCAUGCUUAGCUAGCCGCAGUCACUUGCUGUAUUGGAAAAAAAUACUUUCUAUGGUUAGACGACUGUCAUUUAUCUGUCUUUUUUGUCUCACUCUUCUUGUGUCUUUGAUCUGUAGCGAUUCUAGUCUUCAUCGACAUCAUCUCUAGAGUUUAAACAUUUCAGUGCAGCUUUGUUUGUAAUAAAACACACACCUCGGUUUUCAAGUUACUUUUGCCGUAAUUUUGGCGAGUAUUUUAAGAGGGACUCAGGAAGCAAAGAUGGAAUCAAAAUCAAAUGAUCAGUUAAACAUAAUUCUAUUUUAAACGUGUUUGAGUGAGUGUGAAAACAGAAAUGUGAUCUUAAAAUAAGUAUAUUAUUUUUGUUUUGUACAUAUUGCUAUCAGUAUGCUGCAAGGAAUCUUGCUCUGAGGUAUUUGAAUGAUUUGAAUAUGUUAUUGAUUUGGGAAGUGAGCAUUAAGGAUGUGUGUGCGCGUUUUUUUUUUAACAGAAUCCUUUAUUUUGAUGUAUUUUAUUUAUAUACUUUAUCUGUGUUAACAAGUGCAGCCGGGUUAAAUUGAUUAAUAUUAUUUAGGAUUCACCAAAUCACAGUUGGCUUCUGUUGAGACGGCUAUGAAAGAGUGUGCCAUGUGAUGUUCAAAUUACUUUAGUGUUUUUGUUAAUACAGCUGUGUUAGCAGAGGUUGUGGAUUUUUAUUUUUUUUUGGUGCUGAUCUGAGGCCAGCUCUGCUGUUUACCCUCUCGCUCUUAUAAUAAUUUUGCUUUGGGAAACUGGUCCUGGAACAGCAUUAAAAGUCAUCCUCUAACCAGAGCAAUGUCAUUAAGUUAAACACUUCUACUACUUUCACUGUGACUGGCCCACGUUUGAUUUACUGAAUCCGCAUUCUAUGUCUGUGGAGAUAAGAAUAUGCAUAUAAAUAUAUAUAGUAUAUAAAUAUCUAUCCAUAAAGGCAUGUAUUAGUUUACUAUAUGACUUUUAAAAAAGACAUUUAAACACUAUACCAUUGGCUGCAGUGUGUGUAAUGGCUGAACAAGAAUAAAAGUGUAUAAGUGUCAUAAA
Molecule: messenger RNA, 16742 nt
Organism: Danio rerio (zebrafish)
Lineage: Eukaryota; Metazoa; Chordata; Actinopteri; Cypriniformes; Danionidae
Source: RefSeq, a predicted model, not a curated record